ACAUGGUUUUUUGUUUCUACUUCAAUUCCCCAUCUCAUUCUUGGCUUCACAUCCUUCCCUCCAUUUUAUCCAUCUUCACUAUUUAUACCAGAUCCAGACAGAUAACAUCCAUCAUCCCCUUAAUUCGCAAUGGAACCCGCAACAAUUCUCGUUUUAUUUUCAUCAUUCUUCAUGUUUUUGCAACUUGGAGCUUCAAGGCCCAUCACUCCUCAUAUCAGUGUGAUGGGUAAGGUAUAUUGUGAUACAUGUUUGAACAAAUCCUUCAACACUCACAACCACACAUACUUAUUAUCAGGAGCUGAAGUUCGGAUAGACUGCAAAUUCAAUGCGGUUUCACCAAGAACAGAUGAGCAGAUAUUGUUUUCGGUUAACAGGACCACAAACCGCUAUGGAGUUUAUAGAUUGGAUAUGCGGGUGCCUUCUGUGGAUGGGAUCUUUUGUUCUAGAGGAGAUGCUGCGGUUUUGAGUAAGUGUCGGGCCACGCUGAUUAGAAGCACUUCAGCGUCGUGCAACAUACCUGGUUUAGCCGCCACUACGGAUGAAUUUUCGCUCACAUCCAAACGCGAUAGCGUGUGUAUUUACACCAUGUAUGACUUGAGUUUUGGAUCAGCUAAGAAAGAUCCUGUCAUUUGUGGAAAGUAAUUAUACUUGUCAGUCAAAUUAUUAAAGUUUUAUGUAAUAUUAUUCCAAUUUCUAUUUGGUGGGUUAUUA
Helianthus annuus (common sunflower) is the source of this 711-nucleotide messenger RNA. RefSeq lists its product as uncharacterized. Lineage: Eukaryota; Viridiplantae; Streptophyta; Magnoliopsida; Asterales; Asteraceae. The record is from RefSeq and is a predicted model, not a curated record. Bases 130 to 642 code for a protein of 170 amino acids. The transcript is spliced from 2 exons.